AUGGCUUCGCCUUCGUAUGCUGGGCAGAAGCGCAAGGUUGCAAAUAUGAGCUCUGAUGAAGAAGAGUCGCGUCCGACUACCAGCUUCAAGGGAUUCACCCGGGCUGCCUCACGAUCCAUAUCACCCCCCGUGAUGAGUGGCCUUGGUAGCGGCAUGCGCAAUAAGCAAAACAACAUGGCCGGCUCCACACGAGGAGGAUCUUCGCGGGGCCAGAAAAGCAUGGGAGGCGGCGCGGGAAGAGGAUCCAACAGCUUCGCCGCGCGUAUGAUGGCGAAGAUGGGCUACAAGGAGGGACAGGGUCUGGGAACUUCUGGCCAGGGUAUCGUGAACCCAAUCGAGGUACAGGCGCGCCCCCAGGGUGCAGGCCUAGGCGCAGUCAGCGAGAAAUCGAAGAAAACUCGCGAGGAAGAGCGUCGGGCGGCUGCGCAGAACGGCGAGAUUCUUGAAGACAGCUCCGAAGAUGAAAGACGCAGACGGCGAAAGCAGAAGGAGGAGCGCAAGGCUCUGAGCGGCGCGGGCACACCGGUUCAGCGGGCCAAACCCAAAUUUAGGACAGCGCGCGAAAUUGAGGUUGAUAUGGAAGGCUUGGAAGUGCCAAAUGUUCUCAAAUCACUAGUCGACGCGACAGGAAAGGAACAGCGCGUUCUCACUUCCACUGCUGGCCUUCUAUCGACCCAACAAUUCGUCACUCCGGAAGAAGGAGAGGCGUUGAAGAUUGCUCAACGCGCCCGGAAUGACCUUGAAGCCUUUGCGGAUGAAUGGAAGGGCUUGAAGGAAAGAAAAGAGUACAUUGAACUGGAAGAGGCUCAGGUCGUGGAUGAAUUGGAUGCAUACCAAUCCCGUAUUAACCAUCUUACCGGCCUUAUCGCCGCAGUGGAGGAACUGGACAUCUUUGAGAAUGACGAAAGUAUCUCGACGAAAUUCGACGAAUUGACCAGCAAGCUGGAAGCUAUGGCAUCGAAAUAUCAGGAUGUCGCCGAUGAGCACCGACUUCCUGAGACCGCAGUCGCGGCUCUACAUCCGCUCUUUCGCCAAGCCAUGGAUGAAUGGGAACCCCUUCAAGAUCCCAUGUUCCUUGUGCCCAACCUCAUCCGUCUCCAGCCUCUUCUGUCUCAUAAAAAUGUUACAGAGGAACCCCGAAAACGGGCAUCUACCUCACCUUACGAAACGAUGAUUUACACUCUCUGGCUCCCACGUGUGCGCUCUGCACUCUUAAAUGAUUGGGAUGUCUACGAUCCGUCCAAGGCAACCGCGCUGGUCGUGGCCUGGAAGGCGAUUGUUCCACCAUUUGUCUAUGCAAACGUUCUCAACCAGUUGAUCGUUCCCAAGCUCAGCGUUGCCCUAAAGAACUGGAGACCGCGAAGUAGCCGACGACAAGCCGGUUCUGAGCAAGACGGAAAGUUCCCAUGGUGGCUUUUCUCAUGGCUUCAAUAUCUGGAUGACCGGCACACCGACCCGAAACAGCCCACUGGUCUCAUGUCUGACGCGAAGAGGAAAUUCCGCUCGGUACUCGACACGUGGAGUCUGCGCAAGGGAUUGGUCGACCGCAUUGAGGUCUGGAGGGAUGCGCUGGGGUCCGAAUUCGACGUAUGUCUACGAAACCAUCUGCUGCCCCGUCUCGCACGCCAUCUUCGCGAGGACUUCAUCGUGAACCCGCAAGACCAAGAUCUCACAGCAUUCAAAGACGUCUUGUGCUGGACACCAUUCUUCAAGCCUAACGUCAUGGGACUAUUGCUGCUUUCCGAUUUCUUCCCGAAGUGGCACGAAGUCCUUUACAUCUGGCUUACCAACGACCCCAACUACGAGGAGGUCGGUGCUUGGUACACCUGGUGGCGCACUCAGAUCCCAGAGACGGUCAACGAGCUUGUCAUUGUCGACGAAGAGUGGAACAAGGCCUUGCAGACGAUGAACCUUGCUUUGGAGCUAGGUGAUCGUGCCGCUGCCGAACUCCCACGUCCCACUGCAGCACGAACGACACUUCCCACGCGGGAAGACAAAGUGGCGAAAGCCUCUGCUGCCGCCGCCGCAGCUACCCCCGAACCCCGGGCCAAGCCCGCGGCCGUGGAAGAGGUCGGAUUCAAAGACAUCCUCGAGGGCUGGUGUUUGGAGCAGGGACUUAUCAUGCUGCCCUUACGCGAGGCCCACCCACAAAAUGGCCAGCCGCUGUUCCGCAUCACGGCCAGUGCUACAGGCAAGGGAGGAGUCGUGGCUUUCAUUCAAGGAGAUGUGGUGUGGGUUCAGAAUAAGAAGGCCAAGGAGGUAUGGGAGCCAAUGGGUCUGGAGGAUCAGUUGGUGGAGCGCGCAGAGGGCCGGUGA
Molecule: messenger RNA, 2316 nt
Organism: Penicillium bovifimosum
Lineage: Eukaryota; Fungi; Ascomycota; Eurotiomycetes; Eurotiales; Aspergillaceae
Product: putative G-patch domain protein (TFIP11)
Exons: 1
Coding region: 1-2316 (771 amino acids)
Biological process (GO): spliceosomal complex disassembly
Cellular component (GO): U2-type post-mRNA release spliceosomal complex
Molecular function (GO): nucleic acid binding
Source: RefSeq, a predicted model, not a curated record